This is a messenger RNA of Prorocentrum cordatum, 4500 nucleotides long. The record is from the annotation of a GenBank genome assembly. NCBI's taxonomy places the organism in Eukaryota, Dinophyceae, Prorocentrales, Prorocentraceae.
GCACCCUUUGCAGAUCCGGGGCUCGCGGACGAGCUCCAGGCGCUUGCGGGCGCCCUCGGUGUUCCCGUCCCCGACGCGGCCGCGGGAGCUGCUGGAGCUGGAGGCGCCGCUGCGGCCCCCGUGGAGCCGGCGGCUGCGGGGCCAGGGGCCAGCGCUGCGCCGCCGCGUGCUGGUCCUGGGGGCGCUCCGGUCGAUCCGCUCGCCCCUGCCGCAGGCGCGGCGGGCGAGGAUCCGCGUGCCGCCGAGCUACGUGGACUCCUCCGCGCAGCCCGGGAGCGGAUGAACCUUGCAAGGCCCGCGCUGCCGCUGCCGCCAGGCGAGGUGCCUGCAGCCGCUCUCACGGGGCGGCUCCGCGAGGAGCUCGUCGGGCGCAUCCUGGCGGCCGCGGACACGGAGGGUGGAGGAGAUCCAGGGGCGGCCUUCUGGGCCGUUCCCGACGCGGCCGGGGAGGGCCGCCGUGGGGAGCGCGACCGAGGGCGUCCCCCGACGCACGUCGUAGCGGCCAGGUUCCCCGGGGUCCUCGCGCAGCAGGCUCUCCGGCGCAUGGAGGGCCACAUGCGCGGGGUGGCGGCGGAGGACCUCCUCGGGGGGGGCCUCCUCAACAACGUCAUCCGGGCCUACCUCGUCACGUCGUUCUUCGGCGCUCGCCCGGCCGGGGAGGCCGCCGUGGGCCUCCGGAAUCCGCGCGAGCUGAAGACCAUCGCGGCCAUCAUCGAGGCCAUCCUGCAGGGCAGGAUUCUGACGGCCCUCGACAUCGCCGUGCAGAGGUUCAAGGCGAUCGAGCUGUCCAUCGAAGAGGGCAACUGGACGAACGCGCGCUGGCUAGAGCUGAUCCCCGUGAACACCGUCGGGACGUACGACAGGGGGGACCUCCGGGACGCGCGGCGCGAGGAGGAGCAGGACAGGGCCCCGCUACUAGGCGCCGCUGUUGGUGCGAAGGAUCGCUCCGGACUCGGGGAAAAGCGCCGGCGGGGGCAUAAGGAGGCGGCGAAUGGGGAGAUCUGCGUCCACUCCGGGGUGCACAUCCUCGUCGGUGACCUCGGUUCGCGGACUUCGGCGGACGGAUCCGUGUACGUCGGAGGAGGCGUCCCGUCGCUCGGACUCCCGCGAUCGUACUGGGCCGAAUGGGGCGGUCACCCUGGGGCCGAAGCCCUUGAGCGGGAGGCGCUCCUCGGGCGAAGCCUCCGCGUUGGUUCACGGCUGGAGGCUGAGACGGCUAAGGCUCUCAUAGACCGCCUGGACCUUGGACGCGGCGCAAGCGAGCCAGUUCUCGACAUUCGAGGGGCGCGGCGCCGGUUAGCCGAGCAGCUCUCCACCGGGGCAUCGGUCGCGCAGCUUGGGGCCGUCCUCGUGGAGCACAUCGAGGGCAGACCCGGCGGCCUAGGUGAACUCAGCCGCCUUUGGCCGUGCGGCGCGUGGCAAGAUUUGGCCGGUCCCGGGGAGCUGCUGCCCGUGCCGCGGCCGACUCGCUCGACUGGCCUCGUUGCCGCGCUGGCGGCAAUCCGGAGCCGCCGCGGAGCCUCCCAGUCCCUUCCCCCCGUGAGCCGUGAGGUCGGGAUCGACGCCUGGGUCGAGUUGACCGCCCUGGUCACGAACUACGGGUUCCUGGGGGGCCCGCGCCUCCUCGCGAAGCUCCUCAAGUACCCAGCGGAGCCUUCUCCGGCACAGGUGCAAGCAUUGGCCCGUUUCCGGAGGUUCGCCACCAUCCUGGUAGACGAGGGGGACCCCGUCAACCUCGCCCCGUCCGCCGUCGUUGAACAGCGGGCGUCGGAGCUCUAUUGGGGAGAGCAGGUGACGCGCGCAUUCCCGCUCACGCUUGACGGCAUCUUGCCCGGGCUUCCCAGCCCCGAGGUUGCUGCCCAGGUGGAGCUCGCGGACUUGCUGAGUGGCCCUGCUCGCGAAGUUCUCCUCGACCCCAGCAUCCUCAGGCUCCCCGAGGACGAAGUCCAGGAGCCGCUCCCGAAAGCUCGCGUCCUCGUAGAGUCCAAGGCCGAGUACUACAAGAUAGUGGAGGCAUUGUGCAAGUUAGGCGUCAUGGAGGCCGAGGUCCCGGAGGAGACGUGGACGCAUCGAGGCGUCCCUGUCCGGAACGGGCUCUUUGGGGUCCACAAAUCCUGGAAACAAGUAGGUAAUCGUCAGCGUCGGGUACUUCGCCUCAUCGUGAACCUCGUGCCGACGAACGCGUUGCAGCGGCAUUAUGGGGGUGCUGCGAAGGCCAUGGGCUACCCGGGCCUUUGGCCCCUUCUUGUUCUGCACCCUGACGAGAUUCAGGUCCACUAUUCGGAGGAUCAGAGCGGGUGCUUCCACCUCUACGGGGUGCCGCGGGCCUGGAGGGGUGCUUUCGUCAUCGAGGAGGCCGUCCCUGGAGAGGUCCUCGGGCUCCCUGGCUCCGCCUGGGUGCGGCCGCGGUUGCGGACGUGCCCCAUGGGCUGGGUCAACGCCGUGGCGUUCAUCCAGGAGGCGCACGAGAACCUCGUCACCGGGAAGGCGCCGAGCGGGGCUGGCAUCUCAGCUGACCUCCUUGUCCGCAUGGGCCACCGUGCCCCCUCGAGCGCAGGUCUGCCCCGGAACUGGUUUUCCGUUUACGUAGAUAACUGGGACCAGGGCAAGGUGGUCUUGGAGACGGAGGCGGAGCAGUACGUGUUCAAACCCAGCGGUGAGCAGCUCGCCGUCCGAGCUGCCUACGCUGCCGCCGGCGUCCGCCGGGCUCCGGAGAAGUCUGCCGAGGGGGCCAUCAAUUGGGAGACGCUCGGAGCGCAGCUGCGGGGGGCCGACAGGCUCGUCGGCACGUCGCCAUCGCGGCGCUCCUACUGUCUCGGGCGCGCGCUGGGCCACCUCACCGCAGAGCGCGUGCGCGAUGACGACCUCCUCUCGGACGUCGGGCGGAUCACCUUCAUGAUGCAGUUCGGCCGCGGCUACUUCUCUUUCCUCGGCCGGAUCUUCCGCGAGCUCUCGGUCGGGCGGCUGCCCGGGCCCCUCGGCGGGGACGCGGCGGACGAGUUGCUGGCAGUCGUUCUCGCCACGCCCCUCCUUUGGACAGACCUCGCCGCGCAGGUGUCCGGGGAAGUCGUGGCCACCGACGCCUCUGAGACGGGUGGAGGCGCAUGUGUCUCUGCUGGCCUUUCGCCCAAGGGGGUGGCCCGUCUCGGCGCGCUCCGCGCCGGCGCGCCCGCUUGCCCCUCCGACAUUCUCGUCGUCAGCGUGUUCGACGCCACGGGUGGGGCAGCAAUGGCCCUCGAUCUGCUGGGCAUCACGCCUUGCGGUAUCAUCGCCGUCGAGCCGUCGAAGGUCGCCCGCGGCGUGGUCCGCGCAGCCUGGCCGCAGGCCUUCUGCUACCCCGACGCCUCCGCCGUCACGCACGAGGAGGUUCUCAAGUGGAGUAGCUGGUAUCCUCAGGCCCGCCGGAUUCUCCAGUACAGCUGCAUGGCGCGGAUCGGCCCGGACUCGAAGGGGCCCAUCUCUCACCUCGAGGUGCCGCUGCGCAUCUCCGAGUCCUUGCGGCGGCACGCUGCUUGGGGCGUCGCGGACCUCAUCGAGUACGAGGCGACCAUCGCAGAGGCGGACGUGCAGGAGGUGAGCAGGCAGGUUUCUGAGAAGGCGUGGAAGCGCUGCGUCCACGAUUUGUUCAGGCACCCCGCACACCACUACGAGGAUAAGAAUCUGGUCGCUGACCGCCAUGGCCCCCGGCGCUUGAAAGCUGAUGAACAGAUUCGCAUGCUGGGCUUCCGCUGGGGCCAUUUCCGGCCCGUCGAGCGCCUUUCCCCGAAAACCGGCCUCGAGGAUGCCAAGGCCGAGCUUGUCAGCAGCGCGUGCCCCAUUGUCAUCGCGCGGAUGGUGCGGGACUUCGUGCUCGUGGCGUCCUCGCCGCAGCCCCCGGAAGGCCUGCAGCGGGGUUGCAUUGACGAUCUUUGGACUACAUGGGCGAGGCUCGAUUCGGAGGCGCAGCGCGCUUCGACGCGCAAGUGGACCGAGGCGCACGGCGGCCCCGCCAUCUCGGCUGCUCCUGCGCCAGCGUCCGCAGCCACCGAUUCCAGGCUCGCGCCCGAGGCGGAGCUUGUCCAGGAAUUCAUCCGGCUUGCUGAUCACCGGGGGUCAGACAUCCGGCUUGACGCAGGCCUCCCCCAUCGCUUCGAUGCGUGGCCCCGGGCUCCUCUUGACGCAGGGCUAUGGACCUGGAGGGUUGCGCUGUCCUACGCGUUCCGGAACCAGCAACACAUCAACGUCUUAGAGGCUACUGCUGUCUUGGACUUCUUGCGCUCUCAUCUGAAGCUUCCCAAGCACCACGGGAAGCGCAAGCUGUUCCUCUUGGACAGCCAGGCGGCCAUCGGAGCGCUCACGAAAGGGCGGUCCUCAUCCAACAACCUCAACCAAAUGCUCCUCCGCAUUGCUGCCAUCAGCGGAUUUGCUAACUUCCGUGCCUUCUACGGGUGGGUGCCGAGCAAGGGCAACCCCGCAGACGGGCCAAGUCGGUGGAAGCGGCGGAGGUUGGAGCACCCCUGA